GAUCAGAAAUGUCCUGUGUGAGAGAGGCCGGUUGAGUUGGGUCAAGGGGAGGGAUCCUGUGAGGAGUGGUGUGAAUAGUUGAUCUCUACCAGUACAGAGAGAUAGGCCAACAAGUGAUAUAUGUAAGAUUGGAUUUUUAGCAUUCAUAGCAAUGGUUAUCAACUGUACUGCAGGGAUGGAACGUAAGUCGCAGAAAAUUGAGAUUGUGGUGGCAGCUGCAAAGAGGUAUUUGAGUGUGCGAGACUUGACAUCAGAAGAGUUUUACAGGUUGUUGGUCUGAGAUAGGACUAAAUAGAUUUAAAGUGUUUUUAUUUAUUGAAGUAAUUUUUAUUUGUAUUAGUGUAGUGUUAAAUGGUAGGGUAUUUGUUUAAUUAUUUAUUUUUCAAGCAAAAUAAAAGGGCAGUCUAGUAGGUGGCGGUAAUGCAAUAUUUUUGGGACGCCAACCACAGUUAAACCUUAUCGACGACGAAGAAGAAGGAAGGAAACAGACAGUUUGUUGCAGGUUUCAUCGUUUACCGCUGAUGGAGCUAGCAGUGUUGUGGCGGGUGGUACUACAUGAUGAAUCUGGUCCGCAAACGCAACUCCAGCUCUCUCAAAGGUCGCCCUGACAAAUAUAUUAGGACAGAGAAACCACAGUCCAUAAGACCACCAGCAUCCCACAAUGCAUCAUCACCACUCACAACAGAGGCCAGUGCCAUUGUUACCACUUCCAAGGAGGAGAGAGGCCUGGAGGUCCAUGGGACUUCGUCGCCAUGGAGACGGUCUCCCAGGUUCAAGAGUCAAAGCCUGCUUGGCCAGGGUCCCAGCGUGGACCUUCUUGUUGCUGAGGGAUCUCCAGGUCAGGUAGCGAAUGAAGAGGAGGCUGUCCAGUGCAGCCCUGCACAGUGCCCCCCUCAGACAGAAGAGGAUACAGACACUGACCUGGUCAUCACUAUGGAUGAAAGGCAUGGCGGGGGACACAAGGGCAGCAGGAAGAAGGGAGGGGUUAAGAGGAAGAAGAGAGCUGCGGACAGAGAGGUGGGAGAAAGACAGCAAGAAGUGGCCGGUCCCGAGGUGGAGAUUGACAGAGAGCUGGACCGUGAGCUGGAGAACAAGUCCAGACAACAUAACCUUACCACCGCCAAUGUCCGCAACAUCAUUCACGAAGUGAUCACCAAUGAGCAUGUGGUGGCCAUGAUGAAAGCUGCCAUCAAUGAGACGGAGGCCGUGCCUGUCUUUGAGCCCAAGAUGACACGUUCCAAAUUCAAGGAGGUGGUAGAAAAAGGAGUGGUCAUUCCCACUUGGAACAUGUCCCCCAUCAAAAAGGUCAAUAAAGAGAAGGCACCACAGUUUGUGGACAUUCAAUUAGCGGAGGAAGACUCCUCUGAUGAAGAGUACUGCCCCGACGAAGAGGAGGAGGACGAGACAGCGGAAGAUACAUUUCAGGAAAGUGACAUGGAGAGCACGGCCUCGUCUCCAAGGGGAAUCAGAGGAGGCUUCCACAGGAAAAUACACACAGAGUGGGACGACGACAGGAGCUGCAGCCCCAUGCAGGUCAAUCAUAGCAGGUCCAGACACCUAAAGGUGGAGGUCGUCCCCAUGGGCCCUCCCCUUCCCCCCCAGCCCUCCUCCUCUGGCCCACAGGGAUUCUAUACCACCAGGGCCCCUCCAGAAUUCAGCUUCCUGGAGAAGCUUCAUGCCGUGGAGGAGGAGCUGGCCAUCGGCACAGUCUGCCUGGAGCCCUACCAGCCACCCCUGGCGGACGGUCUGAUGGCGUGUCGUACCCGCUCCAAAAGGCCCCUCCGGGACGUCCCCAUGGGCCAGCUGGAGGCAGAGCUCUGUGCCCCUGACAUCACGCCCGACAUGUACGGGUGUGACUCCGCCCCCGAGGACCCCGAGUGGACCCACUGGCUGCAGGGCAUCAUGACCUCUGACAUGUACAACGAUGAGGAAGGCGAUGAUGAUGAUGACGAUCCUGAGUAUAACUUCCUGGCGGAGAUCGACGAACCCGACGUGGAGGAUUACCGUAAUGACCGAGCCGUCCGCAUCACCAAAAAGGAAGUGAACCAGUUGAUGGAGGAGUUGUUUGAGACAUUCCAGGAUGAGCUGACUGCUCAGGAGCAAGAUGGGGAGGGACACGAGGAAGAGGAGGAGAGGGAGGAAGAGGCACCUGCCCUGGGGACACCCACAUUCAACACCCCGCCAGAUAUCCCGUUGGAGGACCCCAUGGCGGAGGUGACGGCAGGGCGCUACCGUACGGUGAAGGAGCAGCUGGACGCCAUCCGGCGUCGCCGGGCCCUGCUGGAGAGCCAGGGCCUGUUGGUCCCCAGGGCCCUCAUCACCAAGCCCCGGGAGCCCCCGCCUCCAUUCACCCCCACCCUCUCCCACCACCAGAGACUCCAGCUGCAGCAGCAAGUCCAGCAGCACGUCCAGCUCCUGACCCAGGUCCAUAUGUUAACCAGCCCAGUGGCUGCACUGCAGAGCGAAGCAGCCACCACCAAGCAGUUCCUGAUGGAGUUACAGAUGUUUGCCCAGCGUGGGGAGUUGACCCAGCGUGGGGAGUUGACCCAGGGCCCAGUGGAGACAUGCUUUACCAGUGUGUUCAGAGCCUGUAACCUACAGGGUGCACUGUCACUACUGGAGGAGCUCAGACUGUCCCCAAUCCCUUACCAGGAAGCCCCUAACGAGCCACGAACAUGCAGGAGAGUCCGGAAGCACCCGUCGAUGCCACCCCAGCUGGCAUGGCUGUUUGCCACACGGCCGGUGUUCCUGUACCCUGAGCUACUGCCCCAUGUCAGCCUGGACCCAGCCCUGCAUUCCGCUCGCUCAGUCAGCAUGUUCACCGCAGGAGAGGACUGCCUGAUCGUCCUGGGCCUGAGAAACCUGGGGGAGACCCUCCAGCCCAAGGAACUGCUGUGUCACUACCUGCUCCGCGCCAAGAGGGUCUCUCAGCUCCGUGACCACAUUAUGGAGAAGUGUAAACACACCCAUCCCAACAACGUCAUCAAGGCCUACCAGCUCCAGAAAGUGGUCCUUCCCAUGCCGGUGGCCUGUGACCGAGUGAAGCCGGGUGACCUGCGACCUUCAGUGGAGAGAGAGGAGAGAGCCAUGCCCGGAUGGCUGAGGAGAAGUUUGCCUUAUAUCUACGAGGCAAUCAGGGAACUCAACAGCUCGCCGGAUACAGAAGCCAUGUCGGCCUGUCAAUCAAAGAAAGCCCCACUCGUCACUCUUCUCUUCAGUUCCUCCAGAACUUUGGACUACAGCUUCCCUCCCGGGACUCGCUACCCGCCCCAACUCCCCGACAGCCUUUCAUUUCAGCGCUGCGGCUUCAGGCGCUGGCACCGUCCACCACCCUGUGACCUCUCACUGUCCCUGGCUGUAUCGCACAACGCCACCCAGAGUCUGGGAAGUAGAACUACAUCCUCUGAAAAUAAUUCCCAGACAGGUGCUGUGAUUCAGCAGUGCAUGGCCCACCACAAACUGCGGCCCAUCCAGCCUGCAACAUCCAAACCUCCUCUUCAGCAUCCCACCAAGCCUCAUCUGAAACGUCCCCUCAAGCCUCAACCCAAACCUUCCCAGAAGCCCCUGCACGUCAUCCUCAAUUUGCCUGCCCCAGUGCCCGCAGCUGUCCUUUGUCCUGCCCCAACUGCCAGGGUGUUGGCCUCCCGGUUGUCACAUUUCACUCCAUUGGCCAAAGACCUGGUUGCUCGGAAGUUCAGCACAUUCGCCAACCUCCGCAGGCUGCCCAGGCUGCUGCCAGCCCCUCCACCUAACAACAAGAUCCCUCUCCAAACAAACCUGAAUACCGUGGCCCCCAACAGUGGCGCAAACCUCCUUUUGUUGCCCCACAUGAGUAGUAGAACAGCAUCCACUGUUACCGAAACCCAAACCUCGGUCUCUACUACGACCCCUAUCGAACAAUUCAAGAAAAAAUCCUCCAGGAUGAGCCGGCGGCGGGUGACAAAGAAACCUAAAAGCAGCCUGAAGAGUCAGGGGAAGCCCCAGCCUUCAGCCUCCACGGAACCACCUGCCCUGGACCAGGCUCUGACCCCAUACGACUAUGUCACAGUUGUAAUGGAGGAAGAGGGGGUGGAUGAGAGGGAUGAGGAUGGAGGUGAUUAUGAUAUGCCCCUCCUGGCCCUGUCGGAGUCCUCUGCCAGCCCCCCGGGGAGCGUUGACUCCGUUGACCCCGCUGAGGAGUCAGAGGGGCAGGCAAUAACGCUGAACCUAUCGCCCGGGCCGUCGGACAUGGGGGACGGAGAGUGGGAGGGUGAAGAGGGAAGGGGAGACAGAGAUCAGGAGGAAGAGGAAGUGAUGUCACCAGCUUCUGAGGAGUCCACGUUGUCCGUGCCAGAGCUGCAGGAGACGAUGGAGAAACUGUCAUGGCUGGCGUCAGGGGGGAGGUCAGAGGACUUGGAAGAGGGUGAAAAAUCAGGCACAUCCUCAGAAUGCCAUAGUAGUAGCCCCAACCCUCCUAGCUCGAGGCACGAGCAGCAUCACACUGGAGUAGUCGGCAGCAAGGGGUUAUCCAAAAGCCUACCGAUCAUCUACGACCAUGACAACCUACUCGACAGCGACCCCCUGAGGGAGAAGAAGGAAAUAGGCUUCGCUCAGCAUUAUCUCAACAAGGUGUGCCAUGCCCUGCAGGAGGUGCCAGGGCGCGUGGAGGAGUUUCUGGAGGUACUCUAUGAGUUUGAGCAGGACGGAGAUGGGCACACCUCCGUGGAACUCUUCAUGAGGCUUAAACCUGUUCUGAACGAGUGGCCGGAGCUUCUCCGAGACUUUGCUGCCUUCCUCCAUCCCGAACAAGCCCAGGAGUGUGGACUGCUGUCAGAGCAGCAGGCGUUUGAGCGUAGCCGGCACUUCCUGCGACAACUGGAGCUGAGCUUUGGGGAAAACUCCUCCCACUACCGCAAGAUAGUGAGCGUCCUUCAAGGAGGCCCUACUCUCAGUCCUGCUGGAAUUAAGGAGGUGAAGGCCCAGAUAGCCAACCUUCUCCGAGGUCACACCCACCUGCAGGGUGAAUUCUGGGUGUUUUUCAACGAGCUCCACUUACGGCCCUCGCUGCAGUGUCAGACUGAGAACAGAGGCCGUGGUGAUGUGACCAACACAAUCUCCACUUCCCAGAAGUCAUCAGCGGCAAAUAAACCUAAGAGAUGCCAAGGCACUAAAACCCCAAAUGCCACACAAGUGAAGGAGAAAGAGGGGGAUCACUACACCCACCCGGAGUCCUCACUCUGUGCCAAAAACAUCUCACUUACACCCAGUGGAGAGAAAGUCAUCCUCUGGACCAGGGAGGCGGACCGUGCCAUCUUGACCGCCUGUCAGCAGAAGGGAGCAAAUAAAAUAACUUUUGAAGCCGUCUCCGCCCAACUUGGCAACAAGACAGCCAAUGAGGUUUGUGCCCGUUUCCAGGAUCUCAUGCACCUUUUCCGCUCCUCCACCGAGCGGGGGUACUCCGACGAGGAGGUCAGUGACACAGAGCCAACCAGCAGCAGAGAGCCAGACCCGGACUGAGCAGGACCCAACACCAGUGGAACAAUACCGUAAUAACACUUAGUCAGCAGGAUUGACAAACUGCAGUCUAAGCCACAGAAAAGGAGGAGAGUUUGACCAAUCUCUAAAAACUUGGUUGGCACUUGACUGUGCUUCCUCUGACUCAACACUACUGAAGGUGCAGAAAUAUGGGUAAGUCUCCCGUUGAUGGCGCAGAUGCAGGGGCCAUUAAGACAUGGCCAGGACUCGUUUCUGUGCUAGUAUGCAUAGACGAAGUACAAGGGUUCCAAAUGUGUUACUAUGUUCAGGCCAUGAGGUUCCUAGUGUUAUGAGGUUCUAAAAUGUGAAAUCCAACUCCUCUUGAAUGUAUGAAGGAGAACAGCGCAUAAGAUGUGCAAGAGGUCUUAGAGCUGUAUCCGGCUACAAGUAAUAUUGGAAGAGCUCCUGAGGGCCUUAGAAAUCACAAUUCAAAGAAACACAUUGCACAGUAAGAAUCAGUGUAGACUAGCACAAUCAUGUUGAAGUAAAUUCUGCUGAAAUGUAAAAAAAGGGAUGAAAAUGGACAAUUUAUUGCCAACUGUAGUGUUUUCAUUAUGACACGGAUUGACUGAUACUGGACAGUCAGAUGCUUUGCUGGUUGCUAGUGUGACUGUUUGAAUAAAGUGUACAUAAUUGUUUUA
Oncorhynchus gorbuscha (pink salmon) is the source of this 6155-nucleotide messenger RNA. RefSeq names its product GON-4-like protein. Gene Ontology annotation, cellular component: nucleus. The coding region runs from base 556 to 5496 and encodes 1646 amino acids. The transcript is spliced from 28 exons. Lineage: Eukaryota; Metazoa; Chordata; Actinopteri; Salmoniformes; Salmonidae. Gene Ontology annotation, biological process: regulation of DNA-templated transcription. Gene Ontology annotation, molecular function: transcription coregulator activity. The record is from RefSeq and is a predicted model, not a curated record.